Messenger RNA from Ochlerotatus camptorhynchus, 5037 nucleotides. RefSeq lists its product as uncharacterized. The record is from RefSeq and is a predicted model, not a curated record. Bases 1 to 5037 code for a protein of 1678 amino acids. NCBI's taxonomy places the organism in Eukaryota, Metazoa, Arthropoda, Insecta, Diptera, Culicidae. Gene Ontology annotation, molecular function: aspartic-type endopeptidase activity; nucleic acid binding. The transcript has a single exon. Gene Ontology annotation, biological process: proteolysis; DNA integration.
AUGGGAGUUGUUGCUGAACGGCAACCUGCAGUUCAGGUCUGCCAGCCAUCGCGGACGAAGUAUCCGGAGCUGAGGCUACCCACAUUCUCGGGAAAGCUGUCGGAAUGGAUCAACUUUCGGGACAACUUCAAGUCGUUGAUACACGACAACCAUCAACUCUGUACAAUCGAUAAAUUCAAUUAUCUACGUACCUCGUUGAAGGAUGAUGCUCUUCUGCAGAUCAACCAAAUUCAAAUGACUGCUGCCAACUACACUCUCGCUUGGGGAAUUCUGGAGUCGAAGUUCGAGAACCACAAGCUCAUCGCACAGGAACAUUUGAAGGCAUUGUUCGCUGUUGCGCCAAUGAAAUUGGAGAGCUUUCAAGGAUUGAACCAUGUUCUAACGACGUUCAGGAUCAACCUCCAACAGUUGGAGAAGCUGGGUGAAAAUACGGAAAACUGGAGUACGCUGUUGGCUUUCAUGCUAUCCCAGAAACUGGACGAUGAUACGCUUCGCCAGUGGGAAACCCACCACAGCUCGAAGAAUAUUCCCUCCUACAAGGCAAUGGAGGAGUUUCUGGAGAAUUACUGUGGAAUCCUGCAGUCAACGUCAGCGCGAAGAAGUAACGAGUGCAGGAAGUCAUACAAGAACCCAGUAGUUCACGCUGUGGUAUCGUCGAAAGACGAUUGCCCAAUCUGCAAUGCUGGACAACAUUCCGUGGAGCAGUGUAGACGUUUCGGGAAUAUGAAGGUCGUUGAUAGGAAGAUGCUUGUUCGAAAACUCGGAUUGUGCCUAAAUUGCUUGCGUUCCGGUCAUUUCGUUGCGGAUUGUUCGAGGUCUACGUGCAAUAAGUGUGGAUACAGCCACCACUACCUGCUUCAUCCGUACACCGCAUUCGCAAGUAAGGGGCAGACAUCGAGUCAGCCCUCCUCCCAGAAGCCUGCCAAAAGACCUCAAGACGCGAACUUUCAGUCACAGCAAUCAAAUCAGGCUCAAAACCGGAACAGUUCUCAACACACACAGUCUACACCAACUCCAAGUACAUCUUCGCAAAAUGCAUGCUUGUCACCUCCCACCAAUACUCCAACAGUACACCACACUGCUACACCAUCCAAAACACACCACUAUACAAACAAUGCAUUGUUAUCAACCGCUAUCGUGAAGCUCGGUGAUCGUCACGGAAACACCGUUCUUGCACGCGCUUUGUUGGACAACGGGUCACAGAUUAGUCUGAUGACCGAAAACCUUUCUCAAAAGUUGAAUUUCCGACGAACUCGGGAAAAUGUACCAGUAAAAGGAGUGGGUGGUGCCCUUUCUGUUGCUAAACAAGCCGUAUUAGCAACAGUGUUGUCAUGUAAUUCUUCGUACACGUCUUGCGAGGUCAAGUUCUUUGUGCUGUCGAAGAUUACAUCAAGCCUGCCGCAGCAGCACAUUGAGGUAUCAUCGUGGAAUAUACCUCCAGGAAUUUGCCUAGCAGAUCCAGCCUUCAAUGAACCUGGAUCUAUCGAUGUGAUUCUGGGUGUAGCUGUUUUCUACGAGCUGCUGCUAAGUGCGCAGUUGAAACUUUCUAAUUCGGGUCCGAUUCUACGCCACACGGAGCUUGGAUGGAUUGUUGCUGGAGAAUUACCUGAAACCUCUGUUGUCAGCUACAGCACGGUAGCUUCGUCAUCGGUAACUACGGAAGACGUCUUCGAGGAACUAACUAAGUUCUGGGAUUUAGAAUCCUGUCAAACGACGAGCUGCUUGUCCAUCGAGGAGUCUGCCUGUGAAGCCAUCUUUGAGGAGACAACCACAAGAGAUCCUGAUGGAAAAUUUCGGGUUACAUUGCCGAAAAGGAAACAUAUGCUGGAUAAACUGGGAGAGUCUAAGGCGAUAGCGAAGAAACGGUACCUCUCCAUGGAGAAACGGCUGAAUGCCAACCCGGAAAUGAAGGCAUUGUAUUCGACUUUCAUGCACGAGUACCUUUCCAUGGGUCAUAUGACGGAGGUAGUAAACGACGAUGAGGAAUCUGGUCCAGAAUAUUACUUGCCGCAUCAUGCAGUGCUGAAACCAGACAGCACUACUACAAAACUAAGAGUAGUUUUCGAUGCAUCGUGUUCUACGGAAUCGGGUGUGUCCUUGAAUGACGUCUUGAUGGUGGGACCUGUCGUUCAAGACGACCUACGAAGCAUCCUUUUACGAUUCCGGUUGUUCAAGUAUGCUGUUGUAGGAGACGCAGAGAAAAUGUACCGGAUGGUAUGGCAGCACGAACUGGAUCAGCUGCUGCACAAGAUAUUCUGGAGAGAUUCGGUUCAGGAGCCAUUGUGGACGUACAAGCUAUCCACUGUGACGUACGGUACAUCAUCUGCACCUUAUCUUGCCACUCGUUGUCUGAACAAGUGUGCUGAGGAUGGAGCAGAGCGCUAUCCCGUAGCUUCAGUGGUGGUCAAGAAGAGUUUUUAUGUUGACGACAUGCUAGCCGGCUCUCAUACCGUUGAAGAAGGCGAACAGCUCUGUAAGGAGGUACUGGAGCUCCUGAAGGGAUCAGGUUUCAACCUCAGGAAGUGGAACUCCAACAAUCCGAAGAUUUUGAAGGCAAUACCCUCGCAUCUGCGGGACGAUCGAGAAUUCCUGAAUUUAGAUGAGAAGGCAACUGUGAAGACGUUAGGUCUCACUUGGGAGACGGCUACGGACACACUGUGGAUCAAGGUUCCGGAUUGGAGGCCAGGUGGGCCAAUCACGCAUCGUGUUGUUCUAUCCGAGAUAGCACGUCUUUUCGACCCCUACGGACUAGUUGGUCCGGUAGUAGUCCAAGGAAAACUAUUUCUUCAAGAGCUUUGGAAGGCGAAGUACUCCUGGGAUGAACCACUAAGUGAUGAGCUUCAGUCACAAUGGUUGGAGUUCAGAACCAAUCUUUGCGAGUUGGACGCUGUGUCUGUUCCUCGAUGGAUCAGGUUCGGAAGAGAUGUAAUCACAUGUGAAUUCCACGGAUUCAGCGAUGCAAGUGAUAAAGCAUACGGUGCCGCGAUAUACUUACGAUGUGUGAACCGGGACGGAGAAGUCACGAUCAACCUACUGAUGGCCAAAUCAAAGGUUGCGCCGUUAGAGGACCUUAGUAAAAGGAAGAAGAAGCAAUCCACACCUCGGUUGGAGUUAUCUGCUGCGCUACUGUUAGCGCACCUGUAUGAGUCUGUCUCCACCAGCAUGAUGAUAGCAGCCAAAUCAUUCUUCUGGACCGAUUCUACAAUUGUAAAAUUCUGGAUUUCGUCACACCCGUCUAGAUGGCAGGUCUUUGUGGCCAAUCGUGUAUCAGAGAUACAACAUGUGACAAAGGGUGGAAUCUGGAACCACGUUCCGGGAAUCGAGAAUCCCGCUAACAUAAUUUCGAGAGGAGCCACUCCAGCUCAGAUAACGAGCAAUUCUCUGUGGUGGAAUGGUCCAGAAUGGCUGAAAAAGGAAACCCAGUACUGGCCUGUAAACGCGCAGGUUCCAGAGCAGCAGUUCGAUUCGGUAAUCCUGGAGGAGAGACCACUAGUGUCAGCAGUCCUACAGACUCUGCCUCCAAGUGGGAUUUUCACGCUACGUUCGUCUCUACUGAACCUUGUUCGUCUGACCGCUUGGAUACGCCGUUUUUCCUUCAACUGCCGACCAAGAAAUCGGUUGCAUAGGAAAACUGGAUUGCUGACAGCUGGUGAACAUGAUUCAUCCUUGAUUCUCCUAGUGCAGCUAGCCCAAUCGGAAUGUUUUCCAUUGGAAUUAUCAAACCUUGCGGCUAAGGGCGAAGUUAGGCCUUCGUCGAAGCUGCAUGCUCUGAAUCCUGUGAUGGUUGAUGGGAUACUCUGCGUUGGCGGCCGGCUCGGAAAUGCUCCUGUUUCGCGAGGAAGGAAACAUCCGAUGAUUUUGGAUAGCCAUCAUCCACUCACGAAGCUCAUCUUGGUCGACUAUCACCGGCGAUUGCUGCACGGAGGACCGCAGUUGAUGAUAUCGUGUGUUCGAGAGAGGUUUUGGCCGUUGAGCGUCAGAAACUUAGCCAGGAAGGUAAUGCACGAGUGCGUAAAGUGUUUCAGGGUGAAACAACGCGUCCAUGAUCAGUUGAUGGGAGAUCUUCCGUUGGAACGAGUAUCACCAGCUCCUGCUUUCCAACGAGUGGGUAUCGAUUAUUGUGGACCAUUCGAACUGCAGCCUGUCACCCGGAAGAGCGCUCCGGUGAAAUGCUAUCUCUGUUUGUUCGUUUGCUUAGUCUGCAAAGCCGUCCACAUUGAGGUCGUGAUGGACCUCACCACCGAGGCAUUUCUUGCUGCCCUUCGGAGAUUUGUUGCCAGACGCGGAAGACCGGAGUUGAUACUCUGCGACAACGCCUCUAAUUUCGUGGGAGCACAAAGAGAACUGCGUGAAUUGCAUCGAAUGUUUCGUCAGCAACAGUUCCAAGAAAAUGUGUCAAUGGAGGCUGCUCAAGAUUCGAUCGAAUUCAAAUUCAUCCCUGCCAGAUCACCCAACUUUGGUGGCUUGUGGGAAGCCGCAGUCAAAUCGCUGAAAGGGCACAUGAGGAGAGUAAUCGGCAACAGAAUGCUGAAGUAUGAUGAACUGCAUACCGUUGUGACGCAGAUUGAAGCAUGUCUAAAUUCGAGACCGCUGACACCGCUCGUUAAUGACUCCGGUGACUUGGAAGCAUUGACUCCCGGGCAUUUUUUGAUCCAACGCCCACUCACCGCAGCACCCGAACCAAGUCUCCAUGAUCUAUCAGAGAAUAGGCUCAAUAGAUGGCAACGUGUUCAGAACUACAGUCAACUGAUUUGGAAGCGCUGGUCAACGGACUACUUGUCAACUCUGCAGAGUCGCAACAAAUGGACAAGGCAAAGAAAUAAUUUAAACGUUGGAACAAUGGUUCUUUUGAAGGAGGACAACAUUCCACCUCUCAAGUGGAAGCUGGGACGCGUCAUGGAGACUCACCCAGGGCCAGACGGGAACGUGAGAGUUGUCACCGUUCGUACGAAGGAUGGCUCUUAUCGUCGGGCUAUUUCGAAGAUAUGUAUUCUUCCCAUCCGAGAUAAUCAACUGGAUGUCGAGGAAUCGCAGUAG